This is a messenger RNA of Paramuricea clavata, 620 nucleotides long. NCBI's taxonomy places the organism in Eukaryota, Metazoa, Cnidaria, Anthozoa, Malacalcyonacea, Plexauridae. The record is from the annotation of a GenBank genome assembly.
GUGCAAGAUCCAGACAACAGGAAUGGACUGACUCAAAUUCACACAUGUUCCCUUGUGAACUCUCUCAAUGGCGAUGAAGAUGCUUUCUAUAUCGCACAAAUAAAUCAAAGAAAUCUUCUUCGAAUCAAAGCAAACAGGAUUCUUGAUUUUGAAACAAAGAAAGUGUAUAAUAUCACUGUAUUAUGUAAAGAUACAAAUCUUGGGGUUUCCAAAUUACUCCUGAUUGAAGUCACAGGUAUUCACACAAAUCUAACUAUAGCUUGUGGCAACGAUGUAACUAACCACAAGUACCUUCAUAACUAACACAUUUAAACUUUUCUCUUCAGAUGUAAACGAGCGACCUACGUCUCUUGUCAUAUCAAGUACAAGUGUUAACGAAAGUGAUUCAAACAUGACCCACAUCGGUACGUUAUCUGCCGAAGACCCUGAAGGAAUAAACCAAACAUUUAUCUACACUGUGAGAGACUUGCAAUCAUUCCGUAUUGGUGGAACCAAGAAAGAUCAACUCUUUUUUCAUGGACCACUUGAUUUUGAACAUACGCCAAGUAUUAGUGUUCGUCUUCGAGUCACUGAUAACGGUGGACUACACUUGGAAAAGAUAUUUACGAUUACUGUUCAAG